Triplophysa rosa is the source of this 1914-nucleotide messenger RNA. Its product is annotated as zinc finger protein OZF-like. NCBI's taxonomy places the organism in Eukaryota, Metazoa, Chordata, Actinopteri, Cypriniformes, Nemacheilidae. Bases 1 to 1740 code for a protein of 579 amino acids. The record is from RefSeq and is a predicted model, not a curated record. The transcript has 5 exons.
AUGACGUCACAGGCUGAUGGGAUGUGCUCCAGACACACGCAGGACUCGGAGCUCAGCCUCACUUUACUCUGUUAUACUGACACAAACCCCACAGACGCUCAGGACACUGUGUGUGACAGUAAACUGUUGAACUGCAAUAACAUGGAGAUGAAAACAAACCCAAAUCAGAAGAAGAUCACACUGAUGAAGAUGAUGAUGUGUAUGUCAUCCCUUCAGAUUGUGGUAAAGGUCGAGUCAAACCCCACAGACGCUCAGGACACUGUGAAACUGAUGGAGAUGAAAACACAAACCACAGUGAAGGAAGAACAGACUGAUGAAGAUGAGAAUCAUGAUGAUUUUGUUCCUUCAGAUGAGAGCGGUGAUUCAUGUUGUGAUGGAGAAACGGCCUCUACAUCAAAACAGCGACUGACAGCACAAACUCUUUCCUGCAUCACCUGUGGAAAGACAUUCAGUUCACAGAGACGUUUAGAGACACAUGAGAGAAAACACACAGAACAGAAACUCUUCACCUGCACCAGAUGUGACAUCAGCUUUCCUACCUUACAAGAGAAGAAACUUCAUUCACAAGAGCACAGAGAGAAGAAACACUUUCACUGUCAGCAGUGUGGGAAGAACUUUAGCUCCUUUUCUAAUCUGAACAUUCACAUGAGGACACACACUGGAGAAAAACCUUUCCACUGCAGUCAAUGUGACAAAUAUUUCAGCUCCAAGGGAAGUCUUGUUGCUCAUCAUAGAAUUCACACGGGAGAAAAACCGUACGCGUGUCCUCACUGUGACAAGAGAUUCAACCACAAACCUCAUCUGAAGAAACACAUGUGUGUACACACCGAUGAGAGACCGUAUGAGUGCAGUGAAUGUGGAAAAACCUAUAGACAGUCAUAUGAUCUGAAGGUACACCAGAGAACUCACUCUGAGGAGAAACUCUAUCAGUGUUCACACUGUGAUAAACGCUUCCUUAAAAACUCUUAUCUGAUACGUCACAUGAGGACACACACUGGAGAAAAACCUUUCCACUGCAGUCAAUGUGGCAAAUAUUUCAGCUCCAAACAAAGUCUUGUUACUCAUCAGAGAAUUCACACGGGAGAAAAACCGUACGCGUGUCCUCACUGUGACAAGAGAUUCAACCACAAACCUCAUCUGACGAAACACAUAUAUGUACACACCGAUGAGAGACCGUAUGAGUGCAGUGAAUGUGGAAAAGCCUUUAGACAGUCAUAUGAUCUGAAGUUACAUCAAAGAAUACAUUCUAAGGAGAAACUCUAUCAGUGUUCACACUGUGAUAAACGCUUCCUUAAAAACUCUUAUCUGAUACGUCACAUGAGGACACACACUGGGGAAAAACCUUAUGUCUGCUCUCACUGUGGAAGGAGCUUUUCUGAUCAACGUCAUUUCAGAGAACAUCAGAGAACUCACACUGGAGAGAAACCUCAUCACUGCAGUGUUUGCGGAAAGAGUUUCACUCGAUAUGACACUUUAGUGAAUCACAAGAGAACUCAUACAGGUGAAAGACUUUUCAAAUGUUCUCAGUGUGACAAGACGUUUACUCAGUCAGGUGUCUUAAGAAUCCAUGAGAGAGUUCACACUGGAGAGAAACCUUAUCACUGCUCCAUCUGUGGCGAGAGAUUCACUCAGUUAGCAAGUCUUCGAGCUCAUCAGAAGAAACAUGCUGAAGAACAAACUGCACUGGAAUCAUCAUACACUGAAAAAAAUGAAACAUUUGGAAACUUUGGAUCAACCUAAAAAAAUUACUUCAACUUAUUUUCUUUUGUUAUAUUUAAGCUUUGGUUUAAACUUUAAAUUGUAACUUUAUAAUAAUCCAAAUGUUUGGUCCAAAGUUUCCAAAUGUUUCAUUUUUUUCUGUGUAUUUUGAUUAAUAUAAAAUUAAAAUGUAAAGUUUGAAAUAAUAAAAUUGGC